This is a messenger RNA of Penicillium manginii, 2928 nucleotides long. RefSeq lists its product as uncharacterized. The transcript is spliced from 3 exons. Gene Ontology annotation, molecular function: helicase activity; transcription termination site sequence-specific DNA binding. Bases 1 to 2928 code for a protein of 975 amino acids. Gene Ontology annotation, biological process: termination of RNA polymerase II transcription. The record is from RefSeq and is a predicted model, not a curated record. NCBI's taxonomy places the organism in Eukaryota, Fungi, Ascomycota, Eurotiomycetes, Eurotiales, Aspergillaceae. Gene Ontology annotation, cellular component: nuclear body.
AUGCAGUUGAUUCUCAAAGGCGACUCCCGUCGGCACGACGCCUUUAUCGAAGCAGGCCAGAAGUCUGCGAUACCGGAACUAAAAAAGGACUACCAAGUGUGCCUUUUCCGGUUGAGCCCGUCUGAGAGCCCUGUUUUUGCUGGGCCGUCGUGGGAACUGAAGGGUGCACAGUUAGCGACCUGGAAGAAGCUCAAGGACAUCAAGUGGGCUGGAAAAACGGUCUACAUCUGGACUGCGUUCCCCAACAAGUGCCGCCAUGAUUUUGAGGGAAUCAAGAGCCAUAUGACCAACCUCGUGGGGCACAUACGUAAAAGUCUUCAGGCCAACGGCAAGAUGCGUUCGUUCUGGUAUGCUGAGCAGAACCCUCUACCGGAGUCGAGCAAGGCACCACGUCGACCCAUGAUGCCCUGGCUCUUCGACGACGAUGGUCAGUAUCAGAUAUGGGACACCUACUUCGAUUUCUUUCUGGACGAGGAGGAUCACCGGUCUCGGUUAGUCGAGGCCACAAUCAUCGAGCAAAACGUCCAGUGGACAACAUACGAUGAAGUUUUCUGUGAGAGCAAGACUCACGACGUUAUCCUUGAACGUCCGACGUCUGGUGAGGCUUACUGGAAGCUCCACGUUUGGAUGAACGCGGACCCGAAGCCAGCUCCGCCGGAAACCAUCGAAGCCAAGUUCGAGGUGAAUGUCGCAAACUCGGCUCUUCCGAAAGCUCGGAAACUGGUCAUUGGCACUGGCACUUGCAUAGACUCAAGCCGAGCGGAUUUUGCCAUCUUGACCCGGGCCCACUUUGAUCCUGCUUUGGACGGCCAGACCAAGAAGAUCACGGCUACACUCACCGUCAAUCUGAAGUCGACUGCACUUCAGAUCGAUGCACUGGAGGUGGCUGGUCGAACUUCCACGUUCGGUGAUCACCCGAAGAGCGACGGUUAUGGGUUUUCCCUUAAACGCACCAUCCUCGCGCAAGGCUCGGAGGUGUGCCGGACUAGUCCGUUCUACUUUGAGUUGAACGUGAAGGAUAUUUCCGUGGUCCCGCCUGAACUCCAGAAGGAACGAAUCGAUUUUAUCCUUGGCAAAUACGUCCUGGAUAGUUCUCAACGUCAAGCCGUUGAGAAUUCGGUUUUCAAGGUCGUCGCUGGCAUCAGCCUGGUGAAAGGCCCGCCGGGCAAUGGCAAAACGCGGACAACGUUGGUCAUGCUCCUUAUCCUCACGAGCCUGGGAAUGAAGGUUCUGAUCUGCGCCGGGUCCAACCAGGCUGUCGACACGCUUUUGCUCGCCUUCCAUGAGGCUUUGAAAGGGGAUUCAAAGCUUGCAGGUUGGUGUGGACUAUACUGCCGGUUCAAAACUUCUAGCCACCAAAUGGGUGUUCUUCGCCGCGCUAGCAAGGCGAAGCCCUCGCAGGGCAUCAGCGACAACAGCUCUUCCGUUGAGAAGGCCCUUGCGGACUGCCAGAUCGAGGCACUGGUGGUGAAAAAGGCGACGGAGUACUACGACCAGCAGCCCGACGCGAAGAAGCUCAUCGACCUGCUCGACCAGGAUCGACAAAGCGUUCUGGACAAGGACACGACGGUUUCUCUCAGGAACUGUUACGAAAAAGUCCUGCGCAGGGUGAUCGGUCAAUGCAAAGUGGUCGCCGCCACACUCAACGCUUCCGGCGACGAGAACCUUAAGGCUGGGUUCCAACCGUACGCGCUGCUCUGCGACGAGGCUGGCCAGUGCCUCGAAGGUGACAGCAUGAUACCACUUACAGGGUAUCUGACGCUGCGCACCGUCCCUCUGAUCGGAGAUCCUGAUCAGCUCCCCCCCGACGGUUGUAUCCUUGCGCGAGAACGAAGGGGCAAAGUUCCUUGCCUCCUUGCAAUCAACUAUCGGUGCCACCCUGACAUCUUGGAUUGGCCUGCAUCGGCCAUCUACAAGAGCAAGAUCACCGCCUGCGCGGGGAACACCAAGGCUGAGCGUGUGGGAAGUGCGUGGCAGGCUUUCACAGCCUCCCACCACCACUUCAAGGGACUUAUUGGGAAGCGACGGAUCGUGAUCGACGCCCCCGGAGUUGCUGAGCAACCGGAGAGGAGCACAUCCUGGCGCAAUGAUGGCCAAAUCGACGUCGUUAUGACUUUCCUCAAGGCACUGUACGCCGAUGGAUCCACCAACGAUCCGAUCGUGCCUGAGGACGUGGUAUUGAUCUGCCCCUAUAGAGCGCAGGUGAAACGGGUCAUCGAGCGCUUUGCUUCGGCUGGGGUGAAGUACGACCGUUGUUUGACAGUCGACGGGUCGCAGGGUCAGGAGUCGAACGUGGUAAUAUUCAUGUUUACAAAGCCACGUACCUUUUCGACGACUGAUGUUGGCUUCGUCUCCCACUACCAGCGGCUCAAUGUGGCCAUGACUCGAGCGAGGAAGCUCCUGGUUGCCGUUGUGAAUCUGCGUAUCUGGAACCAGCAAUUCCGCACUAAUGCGAAACUGGGCUCCACCCGUUAUCUCGCGAGCUUCCUCCAGGACGCAGUCGACAAGGGUCAUGUGCUACAAUGGGUCGGCACCGAGACUGUGGAAAGACUCACCAACGACGCUCCCCAACACCGGAAGACGACCAGCGUCUCCAACGUCUCCGGCGUGUCCCACCCUGCUCCGCAGCCCCCAAAGAGGCCCGGUAGCCCCAACCACCCUGCCCCCCCCCGGCGCCAACAAAGUCCGCUAGCUCCUCCCAUCCCGCGCCACAGCGGCCCGCAAAUCCCAUCGGCUCUUCCCGGCCAGCGCGCCAGCGACCUCCUUUACCUCAAAAGAGGGACGACGAAAAAGGAAUCCCUGCGUAAACAACGGGCGGACCUUGAUGCGCAAGAAGACGCUCUGGACGCCAGGUUGGCCGAAGUUGCCAAAGAUAUGGCCGCUUUAAAGUUGGAAGAAAGUCGGACCUACAAGACGAAGGGAGCCUAG